Lodderomyces pseudojiufengensis is the source of this 1044-nucleotide messenger RNA. RefSeq names its product dolichyl-diphosphooligosaccharide--protein glycotransferase. The record is from RefSeq and is a predicted model, not a curated record. The coding region runs from base 1 to 1044 and encodes 347 amino acids. NCBI's taxonomy places the organism in Eukaryota, Fungi, Ascomycota, Pichiomycetes, Serinales, Debaryomycetaceae. Gene Ontology annotation, cellular component: oligosaccharyltransferase complex. The transcript has a single exon.
AUGAAACUUAUAUCAAUUGUAAUUCUACUACUCGCGAACCUAGUAUCAUACACAUUAGCAGACAAUCUAUGUGAACUAGAAGAAUUGAUCACAAACUCGAAGAAUCACGUAAUACAAAUACAUAAUGGAGAUUUAUCAAUUAUAAAUUCAAUAAAUCCAAGACCAUUUUAUACAUUAUUAUAUUUAACAUCAUCAAAUCCAAAACAUGAAUGUCAAUUAUGUGCAGUGCUAUCACCAAUUAUAAAUAAAAUUUCAAAUAUAUGGUAUAAUGAAAAUUAUAUACUAUAUAAGGAUUUAAUAUUUAUUGUAAUUAAUUUAAAAGAUUUUUCAAAUUCAAAAAUAUUUGGUGAAUUAAAAUUAACAACUAUACCUCAUAUUUGGCUAAUACCUCCAAAAUUUAAUGCUAAUCCUGAAUCUAAUUCAAUUUUAAAUGAUCCUCAUUAUGAAUUAAAUCCACCUCCAUUAUCUGAAGAUCAACAAAUAAAUGCAUUAAAUGAGUUUUUAAAUGAACAUUUAUCAAAAAAUGUUAUAAUUCAACAACAACAACAGACUAAUGAUCAGCAAUUAUCAAGAUUUUUCAAGACUUUUUUAGUUACUUUUUCAGUAAUCAUAUUGAUUAAAAAAAAGGGACCAUCAUUUAUAACAUCAACUCAAAAAAAAACUAUAGUUUCAAUAAUAUCAAUUUUACUUAUAAUUUUAUUUAUAUCUGGUUAUCAAUUUACAAUACAAAAUAAAGUUCCAUUAUUAACUAAAAAUAAUAAUGAUAAUUCUUUAGUUUAUAUAAGUGGAGGAACUCAUUAUCAAUAUGGUAUUGAAAUUUUUAUAAUUGGUGCAAAUUAUUUAGGAUUACUACUAUUCUUUAUAAGUUUAAUUAAAUUAGGAGAAUAUCAAAUUAAUGAAAAUUCAAAAUUUCAAAAUGAAAAAUUAAGAAUUUGGUUAAUUAUUUUGAAUUCUAUGGUGAUAUAUAUCUUGUUUAGUUGUUUGACUAGUAUAGUGUUGAGAAAAGAUGGUGGAUAUCCUUAUCCAUUGACUAUACUUUUUUAA